Molecule: messenger RNA, 275 nt
Organism: Paramuricea clavata
Lineage: Eukaryota; Metazoa; Cnidaria; Anthozoa; Malacalcyonacea; Plexauridae
Source: the annotation of a GenBank genome assembly
AAAAUAAUAUCAAGCAAACGAAAGUCAUCCCUAAUUCGAUAAAUGAUCAUGAUAUAGUUAUGUCAAUUCUAGCCUUGAAGAAAUGUCGUCCAAAGCCUGGUUAUGUCUCCGUCCGAAGUCUCAAACAUUACAACAAAGAUUCUUUUUGUGAGGACAUAUCUAAUGCUUCGUGGUCCGUCAUUAACAACUUUGAGAAUGUCAAUGACUGUUUAAAUGCUUUUGACUUACUGUUUAAUGAAAUUCUGGAUCAACAUGCUCCAAUUAGAAAGGUUAAA